UUGCGUAUUUACUUUUCGCUUAUUUCGAUAAAGAGUUCUUUCGGUACAUUUUAACAAAUAUCGAUCGGCUCACGUUUGCUGGCCUUCACAUCGUGAAAGUAUAGAGUUGCCGGAGUCUGCGCAUGCGCAGUGGGUGUCCGUUAGGCCGUUGCUGUUGGAGCGGGAAUACGCAUAGUGAUUGACUGACAGCGGCACAUCUCUCACCUUUACUGGUCGUACAGCUGAAAUAACAGGACAGCAUGCCUCGAGAAAUUAUCACCCUGCAGCUGGGACAGUGCGGGAAUCAGAUUGGUUUUGAGUUUUGGAAGCAGCUGUGUGCUGAGCAUGGCAUCAGCCCAGAGGGCAUUGUAGAGGAGUUUGCUACAGAGGGUACAGACCGGAAAGAUGUCUUCUUCUAUCAGGCAGAUGAUGAGCACUACAUCCCUCGUGCUGUGCUGUUGGACCUGGAGCCCCGAGUCAUUCAUACCAUCCUGAACUCCCCCUACGCCAACCUGUACAACCCGGAGAACAUCUACCUGUCUGAGCAUGGCGGUGGAGCCGGUAACAACUGGGCCAGUGGCUUCUCUCAGAAAAAAAUCCAUGAGGACAUCUUUGACAUCAUUGACAGAGAGGCAGAUGGCAGUGACAGUCUGGAGGGGUUUGUGCUUUGCCACUCUAUUGCUGGGGGAACAGGAUCUGGUCUCGGGUCUUACCUGCUGGAGCGACUGAACGACAGGUAUCCUAAAAAACUGGUCCAGACCUACUCUGUCUUCCCUAACCAAGAUGAGAUGAGCGAUGUUGUCGUGCAGCCAUAUAAUUCUCUUCUGACACUUAAGAGACUGACCCAGAAUGCAGACUGUGUGGUGGUGCUGGACAAUACAGCUUUGAACAGAAUUGCUACAGACCGGCUGCACAUUCAGAACCCAUCGUUCUCUCAGAUUAACCAACUGGUGUCUACUAUAAUGUCAGCCAGCACAACGACCCUCCGUUACCCUGGAUAUAUGAACAAUGAUCUGAUUGGUCUGAUAGCGUCACUCAUUCCCACUCCCCGCCUCCACUUCCUCAUGACUGGAUACACACCGCUGACCACCGAUCAGGCCGUGGCAAGUGUGAGAAAGACUACGGUUCUUGAUGUGAUGAGGAGACUCCUGCAGCCCAAGAACGUCAUGGUGUCCACAGGCCGAGACCGCCAGACCAAUCAUUGCUACAUCGCCAUUCUCAACAUCAUCCAGGGAGAGGUGGACCCCACACAGGUUCAUAAGAGUCUGCAGAGAAUCAGGGAGAGGAAAUUAGCUAAUUUCAUCCCGUGGGGUCCAGCUAGUAUUCAGGUGGCACUGUCCCGCCGAUCUCCUUACCUGCCCUCAGCUCAUCGUGUCAGUGGACUUAUGAUGGCCAAUCACACUAGCAUCUCUUCACUGUUUGAGCGCACCUGUCGUCAGUAUGAUAAGCUGAGGAAGAGGGAGGCCUUCCUCGAGCAGUUCAGGAAGGAGGACAUUUUCAAGGACAACUUCGACGAGCUAGAUAACUCUCGCGAAGUGGUUCAGCAGCUCGUUGACGAAUACAGCGCCGCCACACGUCCCGACUACAUCUCCUGGGGCACACAAGAGCAGUGAAAGCCCCUCCACUCACUCCUUAAUGCUCUUAGAGCUGAAAAAGGCAAGCUCUAAACUCAUCCUGUAAAAUACACAGUGACUCCAGUAGCGAAUAACAGAAUUUCAGUAGUGAAUGCUCCUCCAGAGACUCCAUAAAUCUUUCACUUGCUAGAGAACAGUGUGGUGAGAACCACUUGUGUAUGUACUGUAUAUAUAUGUCGUUCGUCAUGUGUACGGGCCUAUAGAACAGUUCUUCAUAACCUGGUGCCUCUAUCCUGAGCUGUAACUUUCACUUUAACUCUCUCUCUCUCUCUCUCUCUUCCCGAUUUCUUUGAUCAGAGAAUUUAUGGCUCUGUCUUAAUCUAUUUUUGUACUGCACUCUGCACUCUUCAGCACAAAAUCUACAUCAAUCUACGUCAAGGUGGCCUGCACACAAACUUCCCUGACCACACACACGUUGGACGUCUACACCGAUAAGACUGGGUGGUCUCAGAUGAAUGUAACCGUAGGAGGGAGUGUGAAAGAUUAAGCCUCUUAGAAGAGAUCAGACUAGAAGCAGCUUAUGAAUACACCAUCUCACUCCCUCACGUUCACGCAUGCAUGCUUUUAGACAAAAGGCGCUUGCUUUCAGGGGAUAGACUAUGAUUGUGCGAUUGAAUCAAUUUUCCUCUCCGGAUUACUCUCGAAGAUUAUCUUAAGAGUUUUGAGAGACGAUCAGUAAAAGUCAAGUGUUACGCUGUACCUCAAAUCCAUCCAAUCGUUGAACCCUCGUCGGGGUCUUUUUCUAGUCAAUCAAAUCAGUGUUGUUACCUCAAAGAAAGUCUGGCAGAAUUAAUCAUACAGCACAAUCCCAACGCAUCACGUUUCCUCGUUUGAAUAAUUUAUUCUUCUGCUCUAGUCUCUCCCUCUUUCUUUUUUUUGUUUUUGUACUGGGGUGUGUUUAAAAAAUCUGUGCCAGAUUUCUGUCUCAGUGCUUUCUUUUCCCUGGUUGCCACAUGUUCUUAUUAUUAAUGUUAUACUGUGUAUAUAGUUUGCUGUCAAACUUGAUGCAUUUACUUGAAGUUCAUGAGAUUGAAUAAAUGUUUUUCUACAAGAUCA
This is a messenger RNA of Labeo rohita (rohu), 2669 nucleotides long. It is a transcript of the gene tubg1, whose product is annotated as tubulin, gamma 1. The record is from RefSeq and is a predicted model, not a curated record. Bases 240 to 1592 code for a protein of 450 amino acids. Gene Ontology annotation, biological process: mitotic sister chromatid segregation; mitotic cell cycle; microtubule nucleation. Gene Ontology annotation, molecular function: structural constituent of cytoskeleton; GTP binding. Lineage: Eukaryota; Metazoa; Chordata; Actinopteri; Cypriniformes; Cyprinidae. The transcript has 11 exons. Gene Ontology annotation, cellular component: centrosome; microtubule; cytoplasm.